Racocetra fulgida is the source of this 333-nucleotide messenger RNA. NCBI's taxonomy places the organism in Eukaryota, Fungi, Glomeromycota, Glomeromycetes, Diversisporales, Gigasporaceae. The record is from the annotation of a GenBank genome assembly.
AUGGGAUUUAAUCCUGAAACAGGAAUAUGUGACCAUUUUAAAAUACCUCUGAUUCACAUAUUCAACAAAAGUGAGAUCAUGAUUAAGGACAGUCCUUAUCACACCAUUAUCGAAAAUCGCGGGAACGUCAUUUUACUGGGCGAUUCAAUUGGUGACAUACAUAUGUCCGACGGAAUUCAACACGAGACUUGUUUAACUAUCGGAUUCUUAAAUCAUAUGGUUGAAGAUUUAAUAAAUAUCUAUUUAGAAGCGUUCGAUAUUGUUGUAGUCGAUGAUGGACCAAUGGAUAUAGUAAAUAAUAUCCUAGAUGCUUGUUCUAAAGACUCAUAUUAG